Molecule: messenger RNA, 12021 nt
Organism: Synchytrium microbalum
Lineage: Eukaryota; Fungi; Chytridiomycota; Chytridiomycetes; Synchytriales; Synchytriaceae
Exons: 49
Coding region: 1-12021 (4006 amino acids)
Biological process (GO): double-strand break repair via nonhomologous end joining; telomere maintenance
Cellular component (GO): nucleus
Molecular function (GO): protein binding; DNA-dependent protein kinase activity
Source: RefSeq, a predicted model, not a curated record
AUGGAGGACCUCAAAACUGCAGUCAGAGAUGCAUUCAAUUCUGCAAAAGAAGGAAACUCUCAAAAAUCUGGCACUUGCAUCGCUUACAUUGAAGACAUCAGAAAUGUUAUCAACUCGACAAUUUCUACUUCUGAGCUAUCUCUUACUCGACCGAUCGUACUCGAUCCAGUCAAUGGAUUACUACAAACUGCGUGCCAUGCUCUGGCCAAUAACAUGGAAGUGGAUUGCAAUCAAGCUCUGGAAUUCAUCAAAAUGUAUAUUGAAAAGCUGGAAUUGGAAGUAGCGUUGUCAGCCGACCAUCUUCAGACCUACCUUUUGCGGGUUAUUAUAAAAGGCACCAAGUCAACUUCAAAAGUGAAGGCUGCUGAAGCUCUCAUGCCGCUCAUCGCGUUGUCAAACGAUUUGAAUCGUGAUGCCAAAGUGCGAGAGCUCUUCGACAAGCUUUUUCAGCACUUCAAACCAUUCAAGGCCUCAGAACCCAAGACAGUUGUUUCAUCUAUCGCCGAACUUUUGGGUGUGGUCAUUCAUUACUUUCCAAAGGAGGUGGACGCAAGAGUUGUUAGUGAGCUUCUUCAACUCCUAAAGUGGCACCUUGACCAAAACGAUGCCAAAGAUUCUUCUAUACUAUUGGCUGGUAUAUUUGGAUCCUUGUCACAUAUCUUGUUUUCAUUUCCAGACCUGGUUACAAACAAAUUCAAGAACGAAAUAUGGACUCUCGUGGAUGCAGAACUGAACAAGCCAAGGAAAAGCCAUGAACGACAGGCUAAUCUACGAUCUGCCUUGGACUUGCUUUCAAAUCAUGCGUCCAUAUUCUCAGAUGCUGCUUGCAAAGAGCUGGUCAAUGAACGACAUGAAGUUUUAGAUCGCAAGAAGAAAGCUGGGGCAUUAUUAGAACAAGUGAAAGGGGUUCUUGACUCAGUUGAAGAUUUCGAUGUCAAGCACUCUCAUGUUGAAGAGAAACUCUUCUCAAAAUGCGUUCAAGCACUCGGAACUCUACUUCCAGUCUUGAUAGCCUUUAAAUUCCGAACUAUCGAAUCCAUCACAUCAGGCAUAUUCCAAGAUAUUGCAAAAGUUGCGAAACGAACAUUGACAACAACAGACGAGCCAGCUGCCAACAUUCUCAUCCCUGGACUGCUCACAGGCUUCGCAACAGGCUAUAGAACACUACAAGGUGCCAUUCCAGACAAGGAACAAAAUAUCGAGCUUAUGAACGCUGUCGUCUCUCUCGUUUUGCAUAACUACCCAAGGGCCCACGAAAUAUACAAACAAUCCAUGUCUAUCUCUCUUCUUGGUUUCUUAUGGGCCUUAUAUGAAAAAGAUGAGUUGAGAUCCUUUUGGGCGUCCAAAGCAUACGACCUUGUAGUCUUGACAUGUAGUGACCCAACCUCUAGCGAUUCUAUUACUUUGAAUGCUCCAGAAUCUGGUCGUUCGUUAUACUUGCGACUAUGGAGUGCCCUCUUCAAAGGAGGCAAUGUACCAUUCCAAGUAGAUAGGAAACCUCACGAAGGCGACGAAGACUAUGGCAUUCGUAGCAAAGAGAUCAAUGGCACCUUUUACGAAUUAUUAUUCGACGAAGUCAUGAAUGUCAUUCUACGUAUUCCAGAGCAACUCGAUCUAUCAUUGCUUAAGUCUGAUGAAGAAGGAGGUGAAGGUUCUGCAGAAGUACCUGAAUCUGAUACCGUCGAGCAUCAGAUCGAUGCCUCAGAUCUCAGUCACUUGCAGGCAGUAAAUCAAAAAGACUAUUGCAUUCUCGUAAAUCUUGUCGAUUUCACAGAUUUACUAUUGCAAAACGUUGGCUCUACUCUAUUUGAAAAAUGGAUGUAUGUAGCUGCUGAGAGUUGGAUUGCGAUGUCAAGAAAGCAACACUCUCUUGUAUCUGGCUUCCAUCGGCUAUUCGGGUUAUGUCUUCGAAUGGCCAAAAAGUCAAACUUCUUCAAUAAUAUUCUCAAGGAUGGAUUGGAUGGUGAGCCUCAUAAUGGAACCGAAGAAGAAUUACGAAAUGAAGUAUCUAUCUCGCAACGUAAAUGCUAUAUUCUCUUUACACGUCAUAUUCAAGACUUGCUCGUAGAAAUGCAAACAUUCAAAGAUGAAUUGUUGGCAUCAUGUCUACGCGUCGUAUUAGAAGCUCCUCGAGAAUUGACUAGUGUCAUCGACUUUGCCCGGCCAUUACGUGUUUCUUUACGUUUUGGAUUAACGUACCAUCCAUUCGCCGAACUAGCUAUGGACGUCCUUGAAUCUUGGGUUGACACCAUGCCCAAUAGUGUCAUGCAACCUAUAUAUAAAGACUUAUUACCUUCCCUCAAUGAUUAUUUGACUUCUGAUGCUAUUGACAUACAAUUGGAUGCCGACAUUGUUGAUCGAAAGGGCAAAACCAAGCAUCUCGACAAGAAGAAGAAGCAACGUAUCGCUGCCAAGUUCAUUGAGAAGGCUGACGCUAAUAGUGCCGCUGUAUUCAAAACUCUACGAAUACGAGCUGUACGCUUGCUUGGUAAAACAGGCCGUGAUGCCAUAUUGAUGAUGGGCGAUCGUAUCGACACGUACAAGAAGGCAUUACGAUGGGAACGAGACCAGAAACUCAACUUUGACCUGCCAUAUCCUGAUGUCAAGCUUCCCAUUGUCUUUGAUGAUAUUCUGCCUCGAAUUCUUGAACUUGCCGAAGUCUCUUCGGAUCGAAAAACCAAGAUGGCAGCUUGUGAAUUGAUUCAUUCACUUGUUACAUUGAUGGUUGGCAAGACUGAUGCUAAGGCGGACAGAGGACAGUUUACUGUAUUAUGGUCGAAGGUCUUCCCAGUCAUGCUUAUACUCUCUGUUGAUGUCGAUACUACUGUCCGGGAAUUGAUUCGACCAUUCACGCUACAAAUUAUUCGAUGGCUCACCAAGUACAAGACCUCAGAUCGACCAGAGACCGAAUCUAUACUGAGUGCUUGUUUCGAUGCGCUGGCGUCAUCUGAUGGCCAGCGUCGAGAUUUCGCUGCAUCAGCUCUUGAAACAUUUUUUGAAUGGAGCAUAAAGCAUACUACAAGAGCUGGUGAUGACAUUGUCAAUGCCCAAACAUUGAUCGCUCGUAUGCACGACUUUUCAAAGGACUCGAAUCUUGCUAAACGUCUUGGAUCAGCUAUGCUCUUCAACCGAAUUCAUCGUCUUUUUGCCUCUGAGCAGAAUAAUUCUGGCGAUCACAAGUUGGUUGACACUUACGGAUUUGAGCUCUUGUAUUACCUCUUACAGAGUCUUAGGAUGUGUGAUUCUGACCCCAAUGGUGAAGCUUCCUCACGUCCGGUAAUCGAAGCCAUUGGUCACAUGAAAAAUAUCAUUCUCAAGUAUUUGCACGUACUGUCUGAAACAAGGGAUGAGCCUGAAGUCAGACGCUCUCUUCCUACACUUGAUGGUUCAACCAAUCUGGCUACUGUCGUGGAAUGGCUUUUCAGACAAGCUGGGAAUCCAGAGAUGAUUUACGCACAACAUUGUGUAAUGUUGUGGAGAAAACUUGUGCCGGCUUUGUCAAGAGGUGGUGCAUCUGAUUGGCUAACUGCACAGGUGAAUCAACAGCGUAGCUACUUGACCAAUAUAUUCGAGCCGGUAUCUAUUCGAAUGCCUUCAGAGCAAGAUACUCGACAUCGUGACUCAGUUGCUGCUUCAAUGCGGCAAUUGAUAUCAGCACUAUCUGGUUAUUCGUUCUUGAUGGUCAAUAAUCUACGGAGACCAACCGAUAUAUUAAAAAUACCCGGCUCUGUACUCCUCGUCGCCAUAGUAGAUUUCUUAAAGUAUGCUGCUAAAGUGACUGCAGACGAUACGGAUGAAAUAUUGCUUCGCUCUAUUGAUCGUGAACGAGCUCGAACGUUACGGGCGACAGGUGUCAUGAAAGUGUUUACUUUCAUUGCAGAACUGAUGAAAUCAAAUGAUCGAGAUAUCGUGCCGGGUAUCGGAAAUGUAAUUGAUAACCAAGAUUUCCAAAAUCUGGUCACAUACGCAAUCUUUGAUCCCUCUCGUAUUGGAUUGAACCCUGAAAGCACUCAGGUGCGAGACGGUCUGCCUCGUCUCCUCCACGAUCUCCUCACUGUACUACGACGGGUCGAACCUGUAUAUAAUCCGCUCAUUGAGAAAUUCCAAUCCCAAUACCAAUCUCGUCAGGGUUCAAUGAUUGAAAGCUUGGACUUUGCAUUUGCAUGUGCAAUUCUGCUUGGUUCCCAAAGUCUUGAAGCAGUUGUUGAGCCAACUACAUUUACAGAAUGGUGUCGGGACGUGCUGGAUGCCAUUGCAGUCGAAUGGAAUGAUGAACAACAUGUUGGAGAUUACAUGUUUUUCAAGGGGUUGGAGGGAUGGCUUGACAUCGUUUUGAAUGAUCAAGUUACUCUUAAAUUGUACUGUUCUCAGUUCUUGGGAUUCAAGAGACAGAGAGACUUUGAUUCUGUGUCAUUCAAAUUCAAAUUUCGCUCAUUCAUUUAUCAGCACAUGGUGCAGAACUGGGGCGCCAAGUACCAUGAUAUUCUGGCUACAUAUAUGGACAAUGAACAACUGCCAAUCCUGAUUUCUGAGCUCCUCGAGUUUGCCUUGGAGAAGAAGGAAGUGUUGGCUCCACACUUGUUGCAGCUCUGCAUCCAUUCGAACUUGUUUAAAGUGAUGUUGGAAGGUCCUCAAGCUGAUAAUUCUUCCCGGCUUCGGAAGAUCCUUGAAGAUUUGAUUGCCCUUCAUGUUGCUAUCAACGGUCGAGACGAUCGACAGCAACACAAGAUGUCGACCAUACUCGACUUUCUGAACACAAAGGGCGUAAAGAUGCUAGAAUAUGUUUUUAACGACAGGCUAGUAUUUGCUUCAAAUCUUGUUGGUCCUUUGCUCUUUUUGAAGGAACACAAUCCUGAGAUGGAUGCGUCUCUCCAAAAGUUCUGGACUCCAAUGACGUUUACAAAUGAUGAAGGCCUACGUAGCAGAGUCCAGAAGGUCGCUCACAACUUCUUGGAUGCUUUCGCAGGUACCCCUCGUCCUUCAAUCAUGAAGACGUUGUGGUUCUUGUUGGGAUCCUACACGUCCCAAGGCUAUGAAUAUGUUGAAAGCCACGAUUAUAGUAGACGCUUGAUUGCUGUCGUAACCACUAUCGCCAAAACAGCAGCAAGUGACGAGAUUAUUCUUGCUCUUGCUGAUACGGUUUUUGCCGCACUCGAAGUUGCAUUCAAUAAAGAGGACGAAAUGAAUGCUCUCAUGAACUACAUAAUUAAGAAUGCUGUAAGACAAUAUCUCAUUCCCAUACUGCAAACUGCAUCAGUAGAUAUAGUACGCUCCAUCUACACCAAACAUAUCAAGCUGAUCAUUCGCUUCUUUGGAGAGGAGGAGGAGCGAAGGCCCAUCGUCGAAAGCACCCGACUCACUCGUGCCAUUUGCUGCUUCAACUUGCUGCAAAUCAGUGCAGAACGAUUGAACAACAUAGAUCUGAACGAUGGUGGAUCGGUCGUCAUGGCAGCUUCUGAUGGUACCGAGCCGAUGGAUACUCGAAAGAAACUAUUCGGAAAGAAACUUAUACCUAAAGCACUAGAAGCCAGAGGUGCAAAAGGAACGCAUAAUAUUGGCAAUGACAAACUGGAACCACAGCGGCUGGAGUAUAGACAAGCUGCGUAUGCCUGGGUAUGUGCUUUCAUAGUACUUACUCAGAAGAGAGCAGAAGUCUAUCUCUCUUUCUUGUUUGAAAAAAAUAAUUUCAAAUGGGAAGACAUUAUUGAUGCGAAGGAGCCUCCUUCUAAGGACAAACUCAACUUGAAAGCUGAAUUGAAAGCUCCAUUUGUCCGAAAAAGGAUUGCUGAACUUUAUGAGACACCCAUUUCUUCUUCUCCAACACAAGGUAGUUGGAAUCGAUCUCGAUAUCUCAGCACCCAAUUUCUUCUAGGAUCUAGUCUGAAUGUAUCUCAGCCUGGGGUGCCCACCUCUACUUUGAAGAGCAUCAGGGCUAGUCAAGUGUCUCGGAGUCAGCUGGCCUCUUCGCAGGCUGCUGCUUCCCAGGCUGCUUCUCAAGCUGCAGCAUCUCAGGCCGCUUCUUCCCCAAAACUCAAAUCACAAGCUGCAUCUCAAGGUGUCCAAUUCGUCGAUGGCACGAGUAGCGAAGAUCAAGCAAUCGAAGAAGACGAAAUCGAUUUUGAUAUCUUUAAUCAACACCCGUGUAUGCGAGGCUUAAUUGCUGCGAUGCAAAAGCUCCAUCAGGAAGCUUUGACUCUUAGUGCUAAGGCUGAUUUUUCUCAGAGUCCGAGCCAGCCAGCUUCCGAUAGGAUGCCGGAUUGGAUGGCAAAGCUGUUGACUAGCCUGAAGGGAUCUCACUUGUAUAUCCAGCUAUUUAUUGGCAAGUUGGUCAUCAAUCUUCCAAGGGUCUUCCAACCAUUCUCCAAGUACUGGUGGGGGCCUUUGGUUGAACUUGUAACUCGAGCUGAUGAGUUCGGAGAAGGCUUCAACUACUACAUUCAGGACAUCUGCCUUACUCUUAUGUCUUGGAUGCCAAUGGAUACAGACCCCGACACACGCAACAAAGCAGACGCCUUGCUUCGAGAAGAAUGGCAAAAGGUUGAAGUGCUCUUUCACCACUUAUUGACCAACUUCAUGGAACAAUUGGUGAAGAUUAGUCCCAGUGAUAGGUCGACAGAUCUCAGGAAUACUGUCAGGAUUAUAGAACGCCUAUCAGACUUUUUUCGAGGUUCCUUUGAUCCGCCAUUGAAUGCCUUAAGUGAUCUAUUUAUGCACAAGCCUGAGCCAAAACUCCCGACUGCAGCAAAGACUCAGGCCGAGCCAGUGUUGAAAAAGACAAGGAUAGCUGGUGUUUUUCUGCUAUGUGCAUUUGCAGUAAAUUGUGGGAAGGCGUUUCUUGACCACGAUGACUUCCCUCGAGUCUUUACUGCUCUGAUGAGCGUCAGUAAUAAUGAAGACAGAACGAAAGGUUAUACGUCUCACUUGACUGCCGUGGCAGAAUGUGCAGGCAAGAUUCUCGCGUUAUCGGAGAAAAAUGGCAAAUACUUCAAGACCAUAUAUGAUGAGACACGAGCCCAGGUUGCGGAUCAACGCGAAGAUACCAAGCACCCAGAAGAUGCGGUAUACUUUUUGUAUGGAGUCACGCGAAGCUUCCCAGGAAUAUGUGAUAGGAAGGAUACUGUCUGGAUGAUGAGUAUAAAACGAUACAAUUCUUUCGUACCCGAAGUGAGAGCUAAGGUCCUCGAGGUCAUCAGUUGUACAGCAGAUAAGAUUGAGCACCUAUUUGAGGAACUCAAAGGCUUUGAUCUUCUCGCCAUCCUUCGUCGAGCUGACAACGAAUGUCAAUUAUGGGCGCUCACCGUAUUGAUGGUCGCGUUUAAAAGAACCGAUCCUCCACCAACAAUGUUACAAAUCAAGUUUUAUUUAGAGGACAUUGUGUCAAUAUUCCCUUCGCACCCAUCCGAACGCUGUCGCCUGUCGUAUUAUAGUUUGAUUAUGAAGCUGCGGGACAUAUUUGCUGACAAAAUCGACGAAGAGCCAAAAGAACUCUGUCGAUUCCUGACGUCAGUAUUGAUGAGAGGUCUAGCAGAUCCAUACGAAGUCGUGAAGACCCUUAUUGCUCAAACAUUUAAUACGUGGUUGCCAACUGAAACGGUCCCACGUUUGAAUGCCAUCUUCAGCUAUUACUCCUCAGCCACCGAAGACGUCUUCUUGAGUUUUGCAUCGCAUUUGCUAUUGAUGCCAAUCAAAACCACUCCUGAUUUCACCACUAAAGUCUUCACUGACGGUUUGGAUGAUGCAAACUUUGUAGUUCGAAAGAGACGCAGUAUUGAUACUCGUUGGACUAGCUCUGUCAUGAAGCCAUUGUUUGCUUCUCAAGAGGGUGACCACCGAGAUAAUAUGGAUGUCGACGAAAGACGAAAUCUUAUCAGAGCUACAAAUGCGUCAUUGGUUGAAUCAAUGAGCUUGCAGCAGAACACACCACUUCAGAUUAGAAAUUUCUUUUCUGUAGAUCCAACGAUAAACCCAACCUUGAAUAGUGGAUCUGCACGACUCUCUUCAACUUCUUAUAGUCAAAUCAGUAGAGCUCGUGAUCUAAUGUCACCACUUCGUAAACGUACUUUUGCGAGCACCAACGCCGGUACCGACUUUUUCGCUCGUAUUCAAGUACGUAAGAACAAGGCUAUAGAUCAAGCACUUCAACAGCAACGAGAAGCCCGUCGAACGGAAGUGUCUCUGGUCAGAGAAUAUCGCAUUGGUGAAUUGCCUGAUAUUCAGAUCAGCCAACAAGAGGUUAUCGAGCCCUUGAUGGUUCUAGUACAACGUGAUACAGAUACUUGCCAAAUCGUCCUGCCAGCACUGGCAACUGGAGUCUUGAAAAAAUUGUCUAAAAAUCCAGAAGCUGGCAAUUUCCCUGGAAUAUUCGACAAAGUCAUGGAACAAUCGCCUGGAGCAGUCUUUCCAUUUGCAAACUCGAUGCUCCGUGUCGCUCAGAGCUUGAAGCCAGAGAGUAUCAAGACUGAUCGAAUCUCUCAAUUGUCUAACGCAAGCUCGAAUCAGAUAUCUGGUGUCAUGAUCAUUGAGAAUGUUCUUUAUAGUAUCCAGAACUCUUCCAGCAAUCACAAACGUAACGCUGAUGAAGACACUCCUCGAGAGGCUGUUACUGCCAGCAUGUGGAAGCAGCUGGCUGAUUUAUACAAGUCACUCGAUUAUCAGGACAUUCAAAACGCUGUAUACGAGUCAUUCUUGACUGAUAUGCCCGCGCUGAAAUUUGGAGCAGCCAAAGAAGCUGAACAUGACUAUGAUGCUGCCUUGAAAAUUUAUCAGGAAGCAAGGGACGGUGCUGAAACGGCAGAGACAGCUCUCAAAAUGGGCAAUUUAAUGUUGGAAGUUAUGCAAAAGUUGGGUCAUUGGGAAUCAUGGAUCGUUAGUAUAGUACAUGUGGAGACUCCAGAUGACCCGAACAGCCACGUCGACCUGGAAGCUUUGUUUAAUGCAGAAACAGCAGAGUCCACCUUGCGCAGGUUUGUCAAGAGUGUCCUGCGACAAGAAAAGUAUCCCAGUCUCUUAAAGACAUUCGUUGAUGAGGUCCAAUCCGACGAUGCAAAGAUUCGAGUAGUACGGCAAGUUUGCCCGUAUGAAUGGUCAGUGUCUCUUCUCAAGGCAGGAUAUCAUGAUCAAUUCCGUCAGGCUGUCGUCGAACUAUAUAGUAAUUUUGUCGCAACGUUUCAAACUGUAAAUCCGUUGUCUUGGGAAGUGAGAGCCAAAGUACUCUCUCAUUUGCCGCAUAUAGUGGAUCUCGACGAAUAUGAGAAUCAGACUCGAAACCUGCCUCAAAAGUUGAAAAAUGGAAAAUUGGAAGCAUACUUGACUCAUCUUAACGAUCGUCUGCCGUCCACGUCGGAUGCUCUCGAAAUCUGGGAUGACCUGAUUACUUCCAGACUGGUUUGCUUGCAGGAUCUGACUGCUCGACUGGACAAUUUGAUGCUGACAGACGAAGUCGACACCAUACCUGAACUCAUUAAAGACAAGAUGGAUGAAUGUCGAUUGACUUUUGGUCAUGUGGCCAGACUCAAUCAUCGAGGCAAUUGGGCAACGUCGAAUCUCAAAACAGUAGUUAGAGGUGAUCGUAAGCUUGCUGCUAUGGCACAUUACGAAUCAGCCGAAUACUAUUGGGGUCUUACGGUUAUGGGGCAGGAAGACCGUGAUCACAGCAUUCCUUACGCCGACCUUUACGGCAGGAUUUGCAGUGAUAUGCUUGGAGCAUCGCUGGCACCAGAAACUGGAGGCCAAUGUAUUCAAAAUCUACUUGGUUCCUAUGGCUUCAGCGUAUUAUUUCCUGGUGCUCACUCCCAAGAUGGGGUCAUAAAUGCUCUGAUUAAGAGUUCUUAUACCGCUCUCGUUGGAUCGGACGAAAAGAUGCCUACUGAUGCAAAAGAAUUGCUUCGUGUCGCUGAAUUUUGUAAUCGAAUUCUUCAGCAAGAGAAUCUGGAUCCAGAUGCCGUCAAGAUGGAGAAAUAUGCAGCUGUUUUGACCGAAAGUGUGAUGAGAGUCAUGGCUAAAGGUGACAAUUCACUCUCUCACUUCCUACCUCUGGCAUUGAGACUUGCUGAGAAGUAUCCAACUGUUCGAGAAACCUUUUCAAGAUUUGCAUCGGAGCCACCUAGCUGGGUAUAUUUGCGAUGGUUGCCUCAGCUAUCAGCUUUGAUGGAUCAUGAACUCUUGGCUUCUGUUGUGUUUCCAGUGCUUGAUGCUGUCGCCAAUGACUAUCCUUCUGCUGCCAUCCACAGUCUCACCAUAAGUGGUCAGCAACUCUUCUCCUACAAAGCCGACAAUUAUCCAAACAAGGUCAAAUUCGACCAGAUCAAGGCCAAGGCACAGUCUCAAACCAUGAAAACAUUUGUUGUGGAACUCAAAAGAUUGGGGGAACCUUAUGUGCUACUGAGUGAUUGGAAAAAUCAUGUUAAGACAAUCUUGAGCUCUAAAGAUUUCAACAAGGGAUCCGCCGCCAAGCUCGCUAUCGCAGAGAUUCGAGAAGUUCUUCUUGAGGGAGGUGGAGACAGAGUCCAGGCAUUUGCUCGACUCAUCAGAAACGAUGUUGAAGCGCUCAUUGGCAAAGGUGCAACAGGACGAGCCAAAGGAGACAUACCAUUGCUGAAAAUGACUGAGAAGGAGUUUGAGAAAAAGAUGAAUGAAUUGUUGACUAAUAAAAAAGUCGAGGCUCUGUCACCCAAAAAUUCCGAAUAUGCAUUUUCCAAAAGACUUGCUGACUAUUCCAAGUGGAUGGCAAAUUAUCCUGGAUCUGAUAAUUCCUCUGUAAAACUUGAAAUACCUGGUCAAUAUGAUACAAACAGAAGACCAUACCCCUGGAAUCAUUCCUUCAUCCAGUCAUUCAAACCUGAAGUCUCUGUAAUGUCGUCUCUCAGGAAGCCAAAAAGGUUGGAUAUGAUUGGAAGCGAUGAAAAAGUUCACAUGUGGCUGGUCAAGGGUGGAGAAGAUAUACGUGUUGACCAACGAAUUCAACAAAUGUUUGGUCUAAUGAAUGAUAUCAUGUCAAAGGAUCCUCAUUGUGCGCGAGAUCGAUUGCAUCUUACUACUUACAAGGUCAUCCCAAUGACUCAGAAUCUCGGUAUCAUUGAAUGGGUCAGCAACAGCAUGCCUCUCGCGGUGUGUCUGAAUACAAAUGCUGAAUAUGUUAACGAUUACCACAAGUCAAACACAGCAUAUACCAAAUCCUUGCCAAGGGCCUUGCAAAAGGAUACAGUAAAGGAUAUUUAUGAACGACAUGCUAAAAAAUCCCGAGAUGAAGUAGUCAAUUCGUUCGUCGCAAUAUCGAAAAUGAUUAGAAAACCCUACCUUCGUAUCUUCCUCCAAGAGUUGUGCUUGACUCCCGAAGCAUUUAUAUUGUUACGAAACGAGUUUGCAAACAGUCUUGCAGCUCUAAACAUUUGCAUGUACUUAUUGGGUAUUGGCGACAGACACUUGGAAAACUAUUUGGUGGAUCUCAAGAGUGGUCGAUUGGUUGCUAUUGACUUUGGCCAUGCUUUCGGAUCCGCUACAGAAUUCUUGCCAGUACCUGAAUUGAUUCCAUUCCGUCAUACCACUGUAUUCGAAGAAGUCUUGUCUCCGUUGGGUUCGCAAGGCUUGUUGCAUACUCCAAUGACUCGAGUCAUGACUGCAAUGAGAGACUCGAAAGAAAUAUUAUUGAAUGCCAUGGACAUCUUUGUGAAGGAGCCAUUGCUUGAAUGGCAAGAAAGAGCACGAGUAGGGUCUGUCAAGCAAAAGAAGGGUGAAGAGUAUGGUGAAGAUAAGGAUCCAGCAGUCUGGUUUCCUAAAAAGAAGCUCGAUAUUGCACGUCAGAAACUUGAAGGUGUCAAUCCCGCUGUGGUGAUGAGCCAAGAAUUGCCUGCGAGUCAAAAACAGUGGGAGACGACGCUCAAAGGAGAUCCAGGCUGGAAUAUUCGAGCUCGAGUUGGUCGUAAGUGUACCACUGUCCGAGAACAAGUUCUCUGUUUGAUGGAUCAAGCCUCUGAUCCUCACAUCAAGGGGAAAAUGUGGUCAGGAUGGAGUAGUUGGAUUUGA